This is a messenger RNA of Tremella mesenterica DSM 1558, 1579 nucleotides long. RefSeq lists its product as uncharacterized. The record is from RefSeq and is a predicted model, not a curated record. NCBI's taxonomy places the organism in Eukaryota, Fungi, Basidiomycota, Tremellomycetes, Tremellales, Tremellaceae. The transcript has 5 exons. Bases 1 to 1317 code for a protein of 438 amino acids.
AUGCCCCGGUCGGUGGCAACAUCCCCACCUGGAGAAUUCCCAGGUCUUGCCAGUCUUCGCGACGCAGCAGCUCUCCUCCAAAACCCACCCUCACCAAAUUCUGAUCCCAAUCCCAACCGUAAUCCAAGAUUCAUUCCCCACCAUAAUCCACCCUUGACUCCCAAUGAACCAGCCCAAAACACUGGAAACCAUCCCGCUGACUCCCCCGUGAGACCCGGUCCCGCUCGGGCAACAGCUUCUGCAUUUGCGUACUCGUCCCGUCGUGCCUCGGAAGAACCUGCUUCUACGUCGGCGCUUCGAAUCGUCGCUUCGUCGCCCACCACAGGGUGUAUCAUCUCCGCCCCCACUGCAGUCCCUGCUCACUACCCCGCUCUCGGUACUCGCAGAAUGUCAAGUGCCGACCCCAGACCUGCGUCAGGUGGCAGCAGCAACUCGUCCAGCUCGUCAAGUAGUGGCGUCGACGCUGAAGAGAACAUGCCACGUUGGGCGCGUCCGCCAAAGGUGCGCAAUUCGAUUUCCGGCAGAGCUAGGUCGUUCGGCGAUGCGGUCAACAGACCCGACGUCGAUUUCGAUCCUGAACUGCUUGUUGGUCAGGACGGCGAGUGGAUAGAGGUCAUCAAGGGUUCGGAGGGCAGAAUCGCUGUCAGGAGUAGAGCCGCAGAAUAUGAAGUAUUGGUCUGGUUGCCGGCCUUCGCACCUGAGAGUAUCACUGUCUUCACGCGCGGAAAUCGGACCGUGCAUAUCGUUGCUGACAGGUGGGAUGAUGCCGAACACGCUCAGUGGGAUAUCAAACUUGGCGAAGAUGCCAACCUCGCUACAGUCCGUGCCAAUUAUCUGGGCAAUGAGCUCAGAAUUGGAGUCGGCAAAAAUGUUCCUCGUCCCCCCGGAAGCUCGCGCAACCGUGCCUACUUCCGGGAUACAUCUUCCGUUCGCUCUGCUCCAGCUCAAUUAGCCCGUUCCCCUGCCACACCCCCGGCUGAUCUCGCCGCUCAACAGCCCAAACAAGCCAGUCCUCCUCCCGGUGUUCUAGCAUCUAUCGUGGAAGCACAGGCCACCUCGGUCUUCACCGGUGUACCCGUGCCAUCGGCUCGAGGGCAUAUCCGACAAGUUCUACCUAGUCCGGUUGAAUCAAGGCCUGGCCAGCAAGACGUUACCAUGAAUUCCCGUUCGUCGCUCAUGAGUUCCUCCGCCUCCACUUGCACCGAGACAUCGUUGAGAGCAGACGAGAUGGACACUGGCGUGGAAGGCAAAACAAGUGACACAUGGAAAGAUACAUCAUUGAGCAAGGGACAUUGGAGCGGACUUUUAAGACGAUAGUUGGCUUUAUGUGAGAAGAUGAUGGAGCUGUGUAUAAGUAUGAGGUGGAGAAACGAAUCGAGGUCAUUCAGGCGAUGAUAGGUGGAUGGAAGAGGUAGAGGUGGGAGAGGGAGAGGAAGUGAGAAGUAGCAGAAGAAGAGGAAAGAAAGAAUCCGUCCCUUUUAUAGUAUUCUAUAUUGUAGCACCACCCAAUCAUCGCAUGUUGCAUGUGCAUACAGUAAGUUAGGUGACUGAAUGAAUGCAUCGCAUGGAUAUCGUUCGU